Molecule: messenger RNA, 2367 nt
Organism: Phycodurus eques (leafy seadragon)
Lineage: Eukaryota; Metazoa; Chordata; Actinopteri; Syngnathiformes; Syngnathidae
Gene: ccdc61
Product: coiled-coil domain containing 61
Exons: 14
Coding region: 206-1798 (530 amino acids)
Cellular component (GO): centrosome
Source: RefSeq, a predicted model, not a curated record
AAGCGAAGAAGAAGAAUUCAACGUUUCCCGGUAGUUGGGAGCGCCCUUAAGUGGCUUCCAAAUUUCUUUUGGAGCCCGAGUUAAAUAGCAAUUGUGCGGAUUCAAGUGCCAUUUCGUGACUUUACCCAGCCGACGCACCGUGAUGUUUUCCCCACAUUAGCUGUUGGCUGGCGGCUAGCGUCUUCGAGACUCAUCGCUGAAAGAAAUGGGAAGAAGAGAUUAUGAGGAACAUGUCAGAUUUUGCUCAAUCGGCAGUUACAUUCCGGACUCACUAAAUCGGUUGUUCGCCGACACAGACAGCGAAAUGGAGGAGGCCUCGGAGGUGAUGGAAAAUAUUGUGUUCCGAGGAGCAGAAUUUGCCGUGAAGGUAGAAGUGGAUAAGGGUGCGCUGCUGGUCGAAAUCUCCGAUUCAAAGACGGCAGAUCAAUGGAAGGGAGAAUUUGAUCCGGCGUACAUUGAAGAUCUCACACGAAAAACUGGCAACUUCAAACAGUUCCCCAUUUUUUGUAGCAUGUUGGAGUCGGCCAUGAGAAAGACGAGUGACUCUGUCACUCUGGACCUGUUGACCUACGCGGACCUAGAGUUGCUGCGGAACAGGAAAGCGGGAGUGGUGGGUCGCCCUCGAGGCCAUCCGCAGUCGUGCGCUCUCACCGCCAAACGUUACCUUAUUCUCAUCUACACGGUGGAAUUUGACAGGAUACAUUACCCUUUACCGCUGCCGUAUAUUGGAAAGCCGGACCCGGCCGCCCUGCAGAAGGAAAUCAGGACCCUCAGGGCAGAGCUCAGCGCGCUCACUUCUCGGGGGGUCGACAAGUCUGCGGAGGUCGAAAUCCACCGCUUACGAGCAGAGCUGGCUCUGAUGAAGGAGGAGAAAGAGGCCAUCGGCAAGGUCCUGGAGCGACUGCAGCUGGGCGGAAGCGCUUGUACCUCCGGCGGACGUCAGGACCGGAGGGGUGGGGACGCGGUGAGGACCUUGGAGGAGCAGCUGCUCAAGGAGAGGGCCAAGAAUCAGCACUCAGCCAGCAAACGAUGCCAGGAGCACCGUCUCCUGAUGGAGCAGCUGGAUGAGCUGAGGGCUUCCGAGUGCACGCUCCGCCUUCAUGUCAAGAGUCUCACCAAUGAACUGGCACUUCUACGCAGAGGCAAAGGGACGCCCCAGUCCGGAUGCGGGGAGAUCUGUCGCUUACGCAACCCUGUCCGGGGUCGCUCAGGAUCCAGAGAACGCAGAGGAGACAGAGUGCAAAGGUCAACGGAAAGAGGAAGAAGAGCGGACUCGACGGGGCCCCACGCUCUCAUACGAAGGUCGUCACCUUCGCCCACCGGGUCCCGAGCGCCUCGCUUUGACCCGACUGCUUACAUCCAGGACCGACAGCGCCGGCUGAGAGAAUCCGAACUCAAAAAACAGUUAAAGGUGCGGCGAGACUUAAUGGUGUCGCCGUCGCUGGUGCCCGAGCGUGGGCGUUCCCGCUCCAGAGAGGCUUGCCCUCAGUUGAGUCGCUCCGGCAGCCGAGGUAGAAGUUUGUCUGUGGAGCGGCGAGGGAGCAGGAACUCCUCGGAGAGCUCCUUAGUGGAUUUGGAGGAAAUGACCAAGGCGCUGCUCAGGAGAAGGAAACAGACGUUCAAUGGCCCCAGUGCGUCCAGAGGGAGCCUUAUAGCCCGGAAGCCCUUAAGCAGCACUCCAACAUACAGGAUGAAGGACAAAGAGAGCUCCAUCGACACAGGCGCGGAGCUGUCGGAGAUAGACGCCAGGCUUCAGGCCCUGCAGGAGUACAUGAGGGACUUGGACACAGGACAUUGACAGAUGGCACAGCAUGCAGCCCAACAUAGCUCAUGUGCUGCACUCGACAAGAGCUGAACAGCGUUUGCAGCUCUUGGCGCCAUUUUGUUUCUUUUCCCUCUGCAUGACCCAGAAACAGCUCAGACUGCUUUUUUUUUUCCAGGACCUCAAACAUCAGGAAAUGAAAGCAGUCACAGAAAGUCUCCAGCCUACUUUUUCAUGACUGUUUUCAAAUAUUUUUUUAUUAAUGUAAAAUAGUAUUGUGAAUAAAUGUGGCUAUGAUCCAAACAAGUGGAUUUAACUUAACAUUUGUCAGUGUUGCUUAUUAAAUGUUUUGUUUAAAUUGUACAGUUUUGCAUCCUUUACAGCAUCAGCACGAAGCAGGGGCGGCAGAAGUUCUCACAACCUGUACAUAAAAGAAGCAAUGAAUACCUGCUUUUUCGCAGUUUGGCAUCUGCAAAUUCACUUAUUUCCUGUUGAUGUGCUCAGGCCAAAGCAAAAGUAUUGCUAAUAAAUUGUAUUUUACAUUUUAGUGCGAAUGAACCAUGUUGAAGUGAUUUGAAAAGUUUCAUUCUGAUAAAAGUAGCGCU